This is a messenger RNA of Drosophila sulfurigaster albostrigata, 2423 nucleotides long. RefSeq names its product myotubularin-related protein 8-like. Gene Ontology annotation, molecular function: metal ion binding; phosphatase activity. Gene Ontology annotation, biological process: dephosphorylation. Lineage: Eukaryota; Metazoa; Arthropoda; Insecta; Diptera; Drosophilidae. The record is from RefSeq and is a predicted model, not a curated record.
GUCAAGAAUGCGGGCUGGGAUUUCUUUAAGCUCGACGCUGAAUUUAAGCACAUGCUGGUGCCAAAUGACAAUUGGACUCUAUGCUCUAUGAAUGAGAAAUACGAACUGUGCGACACGUAUCCGCGACAGAUCUAUGUGCCCAAAGAAGCCACCACAUUGAUGCUCAUCAGCAGCUCGCGUUUUCGCUCCAAGGGCCGCUUGCCUGCUUUGACUUAUUUGCACAACAAUAAGGCAUCCAUAUGUCGCUGCAGCCAGCCACUGUCGGGAUUCAGUGCUCGUUGUCUGGAAGAUGAGCAGAUGCUGGAGGCCAUUCGCAAGACAAACACAAACACCGACUACAUGUAUGUGGUGGAUACCCGGCCACGCAUCAAUGCCAUGGCGAAUCGUGCCGCGGGCAAAGGCUACGAGAACGAGGUUUAUGAGAACAUCAAAUUCCAUUUCCUUGGCAUUGAGAACAUUCAUGUUCAGCGCGCCAGCCUGCAAAAGGUGCUGGAGGCUUGUGAACAGAAAUCGCCCACGAUGAGUGCUUUCCUCAAUGCCCUGGAGUCAUCCGGCUGGCUCAAACACAUUCGCUCCAUAUUGGACACGUCGAGCUUUAUUGCCAAUGCUGUGGAUAAAGGCGUCUCGGUGGUUGUGCACUGCUCCGAUGGCUGGGAUCGCACCGCCCAAGUUUGUUCGCUGGCACAGCUCAUGCUGAAUCCGUACUAUCGCACAAUUAAAGGCUUUCAGGCGCUCAUCGAGAAGGAUUGGUUGGCCUUUGGCCACAAGUUCAGCGAACGCUGUGGCCACAUUCAGACGGAUGCGCGUGAAGUUUCGCCGAUAUUCACACAGUUCCUUGACUGCACCUGGCAACUGAUGUCACAGCGCAGCGAGUCCUUUGAAUUCAAUGAACGUUUCCUGCUCAUACUGCAUGAUCACGUGCAUUCGUGUCAGUUUGGCACUUUCGUGGGUAACUGUGAAAAGGAUCGUCUCGAUCUGAAGCUGGCUGAGCGCACAUUCUCGCUGUGGGGCUAUAUGUCUAAUCACUUGAAUGAGUAUAUCAAUCCGCUGUACAAACCCAACGUUGAUGAGUCUAUCAAGGCCAAUCUGGCGCCGCAAUGCAUCAAAUUCUGGCGUGGCAUGUAUAGUCGAUUUGAGAGCGGCAUUCAUCCACGGGAACCAUUGGGUGAUUUACUACUGGACAGCAAGGAGCACAGCAACUCUCUAGAGGAUCAUGUGCAGCACCUGACAAAGCGUAUUGCAAGCUUCAAGAAUUACAUUUCCAAAUCGGCCAAGAAGCUGCAAGAUGCCACUACAGCUAAUCCCAAAGCAAGCAAGGAGCCUGCCUCUAACGAAAUCAAUGACAACAAAUACAACUACGACAAGAAGCUAAGCGAAUUGUCAGCAGCUGACGAUGAUCAUCCGCUAAAGGCGACCAAUAUGUCGUUUGCCAAUCUGUCGCUUAAUGCCGAGCAAACGAGCCCGCAAGCUUUGACCGAAGAGAUCUCCUCCGUUGCGGUCGAUUGGAAACCCAUGCGUAAUGUGACCUCCUGCUCCUGUUCCACGCCCUUCGAUCAAUUCAGCAAAAAGACCCAUUGCUUUCGCUGUGGCGAUAUCUUCUGUGAGCGCUGCAUUGACAAGAACGUUGCACUACCCGGACAUGAUAGUGGCAAGGCGGUUCCCGUGUGCCGUGGCUGCUUCCGACAGAUGCAAAAGCAAAGUCCAUAAGCCCAAUUCUAAUAGUAUAAUCCUAGCUGUAAAUUGUUGAACAUAUGACAUGGAGUGAAUGAAGUGAAGCAUAGCGAGAGAGGAAGUGAAAGUGAGAGUGCGAUCAGAUUUGUUUUUGGGUGUGUUCCUGUGGCAUGAAAUACAUAUAUAACAUACAGAUAUGCAUAUAUAUACAUAUAUAUUAUAAUAUAUUACAUUUAUUGUUGCAUUUGUAGUUGUAGCUGCUUAAAAGCACACUCGACCCAUCCCAACUAAGUUCUGUGUGCAUUAAUGAACGCCUCUGUUGGCUUCCAUUGACACUGACAUGACCCACAACUGGUCCUAGUUAUAUGCAUAAGUCGGGCACAAAACUAUAAUUUUAAUUUUGUUAUUUUACAUUCUUCAAACGUUAUACAAAUGUACCAAAUUCCAAUACUGUUUCCAAUAUGAUUGGACCUGCAACUUUUAAAUUGAUUUUGAAUAGAGUUAGACUCGAAUACAUUAGAAAAUGAGAAUAAAAACCUUAAUUUCCGAAAAUGAUUUCCUACUGUUAGCCAUUCCAUAUUUAAAUGUGCUUUGUAAUUGUAAUUUUGUCGAUUUUAAAACCGAUUUUGGAACAGCUAGCUCUCUUGCCUUUCUACUUCUACACACACAUAAAAGAGUACAACAGCAUACAUAUUUUUAAUGUUUACUUGUAUAACAUAUUCCACUAGUAAAAAGAAUGCAUGGAAAAAGCA